CAAUAAUCAAAAUAGAGUGGGGGGGGAGUAUUCUUUCAGUCAAGUGAGCAGAACAAAGAGAGCCAGAGACUCACACCUGUAGCGUUUUACCAAAAGCACAAGCUCCCAAAAAAGAGCCCCACAGCGUGGGUCUCAGCCAAAUUUACCUGCCAAGCCUCUUUACGUAAAAUGAGGAUGUAACUUAAAAGAGUGCUGGGAAUGUAGCUCAGGUGUGGCAAAUUUUCCACAUGGACAACAUGAAGAAAUCAAAACUAUCAAUAAACACAUGAAAAAGUGUUCUAAAUCUCUCCUGAUUAGAGAAAUGCAAAGAAAAGCAAGCCUGAAGUACCACCUGACACCCAGCGGACUAUCCAAUAUGGGAACAAAGGAAAAUGAUAAAUGUUGGAGGGGAUGUGGCAAACUUGGGACACUAGUACACUGCUAGCUGUGAAUUGGUCCAACCAUUCUGAAGGCCUGUGCACAAAGGGCUUUAAAAGGAUGCCUACCCUUUGACCCAGACAUACCACUGCCAGGUUUGUACCACAAAGAGAUAAUAAGGAAAAAUACUUGUACAAAAAUAUUAAUAGCUGUGCUCUUUGUGGUGGCAAAAAAAAAAGGAAAAUGAGGGGAUGUCCGUUGAUUGGAGAAUGGCUAAAUAACGUGUUGUUUAUGUUGGUGAUGGAAUAUUAUUUCACUGAAAGGAAUAAUGAACUGAAGGAAUUCCAUGAGAACUGGAUUGACCUCCAGGAAUUGAUGCAGAGUGAAAGGAGAAGAACCAGGAUAACAUUAUACAGAGACUGACACAUUAUGGCAAAAUCAAAUGUAAUAGACUUUUCUACUAGCAGCAAUGUGAUGAUCCAGGACUAUCUAAAGGAACUUAUGAAAAAGAAUACUGUCCAUAUCCAGAGAAAGAACUGUGGGAACAGAAAUGUAGAAGAAAAACAUAUGAUCAAUCACAUGGUUUGAGGGGAAUAUGAUUGGGGAUUUUGACUUUGAAUAAUCACUCUGUUGCAAAUAUGAAUAACAUAGAAAUAGGUUUUCAACAGUGAUACCUGAAUAACCCAGUAGAAUUGCUCAUUGGAUCUGCAAGGUGAGAGGGAGGAGGGGUGGUAAAAAUCACAAAUCAUGUAACCAUGGAAAAAUGUUCUAAAUAAAACGAAUUGCCAAGAAUUCACAUCCAGGUCAGACCCCUUCAGCCUCCACCACCAGUAGCUCCUCUGCCACCAGCUCUUGUGCUACGCUGGGCCAGCAACUCAACGUGGCUCCUCCGGCUGGGCAGGAGGCAGCUGAACAAGGGCAGAGGUUGGGGGGGAAAGGCAUCAUAGCCAUCGAAUUCCAUCCAUCUUGAGCAUCUCCAUGGGGUGGUUUGCCCACUCUGUCCAUGUCCUUUAAGAACCCUUCCAGUGCAACAGCUACACCAAAGGCACAGUCAUAGCCUUGUAUUUAACAGGAUUUUGUCUUCCUGGAAAACCAUCUUCAGUGUAAAGCUGGAAAUAGCUUGCCUUUAAAUUCCAUCUCUUAAUUUUCCCUUUUGUUGCACUUUAGAGGAACAUCAAGAAACCAUGAACAGCUUCAUCAAUUAUGAAUUUGACUUCAAUUUCCUUGAUGAUGGCUUUACUGCUAAGGAUAUUUUGGACCAGAAAAUUAAUGAAGUUUCUUCUUCUGAUGAUAAAGAUGACUUCUGUGUUGCUGACCUCGGUGACAUCCUAAAGAAACAUCUGAGAUGGUACAAAGCUCUUCCUCAAGCAACUCCUUUUUAUGCUGUUAAAUGUAAUGACAACAGAGCUAUAUUGAAGACACUUGCUGCAGUAGGAGCAGGAUUUGAUUGGGUUAGCAAGACUGAAAUGCAAUUAGUACAGAAUCUUGGGGUGCCACCAGAGAUGACAAUCUAUGCAAAUCCAUGCAAACAAGUGUCACAAAUUAAGUAUGCUGUCAACAGUGGAGUACAAAUGAUGACUUUUGAUAGUGAAGUAGAAUUAAUGAAAGUUGCCAGAGCUCAUCCAAAGGCAAAGCUUGUUUUAAGGAUGGCCACUGAUGACUCCAAAGCUGUCUGUCGUCUAAGUGUUAAAUUUGGUGUCACUCUCAAAACUAGCAGGCUACUCCUUGAGCGGGCAAAGGAACUGAAUAUUGAUGUUAUUGGAGUCAGUUUCCAUGUGGGAAGUGGUUGUACUGAUCCAGAAACAUUUGUCCAAGCAGUCUUUGAUGCUCGAUGUGUCUUUGACAUGGGGGCAGAGUUUGGUUUCAACAUGUAUCUUCUUGAUAUUGGUGGUGGCUUUCCUGGUUCUGAAGAUGUAAAGCUUAAAUUUGAAGAGAUCUCAACUGUAAUCAAUCCAGCACUGGACAAGUAUUUUCCUCCUGACUCUGGAGUGCAAAUCAUAGCUGAACCUUGCAGAUACUAUGUUGCAUCAGCUUUCACGCUUGCAGUUAACAUCAUUGCCAAAAAAGUUGUAUUAAAGGAACAGACAGGCUCUGAUGAUGAAGAUGAGGCAAAUGACCAGACCUUUAUGUACUAUGUAAAUGAUGGAGUAUAUGGAUCAUUUAAUUGUAUCCUAUUUGAUCAUGCACAUGUUAAACCUCUUCUACAAAAGCGGCCCAAACCAGAUGAGAAGUAUUACUCUUCUAGCACAUGGGGACCAACAUGUGAUGGCCUUGAUCGAAUUGUCAAAUGCUGUGAUUUACCAGAAAUGCAUGUGGGAGAUUGGAUGCUGUUUGAAAACAUGGGAGCUUAUACUGUUGCUGCUGCUUCUACUUUCAAUGGAUUCCAGAGAUCCACUAUCUAUUAUGUGAUAUCUGGGCCAGCAUGGCAAUGCAUGCAACAAAUCAAGAACCAAGACUUUCCAGCAGAAGUAGAGGAUCAGGAUAUCAACACUUUGCCAUUGUCUUGUGCUUGGGAAAGUGGAAUGGAACAUCACUCAACAACUUGUAUUUCAGUUAGUGUUAAUGUAUAGAUUCUGUUUGUAGCCAUUCAUUGCAAGUUUAGCUUGAAUUAGAGCAUUUUGGUGGACCAGUAACAAUUCCUGCUAGAGUUUUUAAAUAUGUUUUAAGACUAGGCCCGGCACAAAUGCAACAUUAUGGAAUACUAAGAGAUGGGGUCACACUUAUCUGUGUUCCUGUGGAAACUUUGAAUAUUUGUUUUAUAUGAAUUUUUAUUCACUUUUCAAAUAUGCUUCAAAAGAUUACCCCUCAGCUGCUAUGCAAGCAUUUGUAGCUUGUACAAUGGCAGAAUUGAGUUUAGUGUUGUGACCUGUUUUAAAAUAAAAGUAUAUUGAAAUAAUAAAAAAAAAGAAUUCACAUCCAUAUGAAAUAAUGCUCAAAAUCAUCAAUAAUAGAAGAAAUACACAUCAAAACAACCCUAACAUUUUGCCCCAUACCCUGUAAAUUGACAGAUGACAGAAAAAAUAGUAAUAGUUAAUAUUGAUGGGAUUGUGGAAGGUUAGGUGCAUUAAUACAUUGUUUGUGAAGUUGUACAACCAUUUUGGAAUACAGUUUGGGAUUAUACAAAUAAAGUGACUAAAAUGUCCUUACCCUUUGAACUAGACACUCCAUUACUGGGUUUAUAUUUAAGGAGGCCAUCCAUAAGAAGAAAGAUGCCAUAUACUUCAAAAUAUUUAUAGUAGCAUUUUUUUGUGAUAGCUAAGAAUUGGAAACAAAUUAGAUGCUUAUCAUUUGGGAAAUGUCUAAACAGACUAUGGUAUCUAAAUGUAAUGGGAUAUUAUUAUGCUAUGAGAAAUUAUAUAUUUGAUGAAGACAAAGAAGCAUGUUAAAGAUCUUUAUGAACUAAUGCAAAGUGAAGUAAAUAAAACCAAGAAAUCAACAUAUACUGUGACUACAAAGAACUACAUAAACAAAAAUUGAAACUAGAUAUAAUAAAAUUAUAAAGAUCAAACAAGACUGAAAAGAAGAGUUCUAAGAAGAAAUCUCCAACCUACCCCUUUGUGGAGAUGGGAGAAAUUCCCAAGUGUCACACGUUACACGUUUUCAGAUUUUCUAUGUAUCAAUCAGUUGUACCAAUUUUCUUAAAAACCCUUUCCUUCCAUUUUAGAAUCAGUGCUAUGUUUUUGUUCCAAGGCAGAAGAGUGGUAAGGGAUAAGCAAUGGGGAUCAAGUGAUUUGCCCAGGGUCACACAGCUAGAAACUGUCUGAGGUCAAAGUUGAACCCAAGACCUUCUAUCUUCAGGCAUGGCUGGCUCUCAGUCCAUUGAGCCACCUAGCUGCCCCCAUACCAAAUUUUAAAAAACUCUUUAAAAAAAAAAUACUAGUUGUCAUAUAGGAAUACUCUUGAAGAAGGAAGGGGAUACUUUAGAUAAUGAAACUCAAAAUAUCAACAAAAAAAUUACUUUUAAAAAAGCAGAGUCCUCAGAGGUGGAUUAUUAUAGGUUUGCCUAUAAUAGCUCAGUAUUAUUUGCCAUAUAUUUUUAAAAUGAUAGAAAUGAGGAGUCUUGUGAAAUAGAUAUUUUUGAAGAAACCCUAAAUUUUAGAUAAAGAAUAUAGGUGGAAAAGUGGUAGUAUUGUCCAAUAACCUUGAUGUUGUCUUUGUUGCUGCUUGGUAAAAGGGAAAAGGAAGUGGGUGGGGGGGAUAAUCUGUGAACAGCACAGAGAGAGCAAAGAGACAUAGGGUCUCUUCUUUGUUGAGCUCCAGCCAGUGUUCUUUCAUGCUAUGUUGCCUCACCUGCCUUUCUGUCUACCAAAGAAUGUUAGUGAGAAUAUGACUGUUAGAUGACUUCCAUCCAGUUUAUGACAAAGGGAGAAUGAUUUUACUAUAAUAAAAUGACUCAGCUGACUAACCAAUGUGAACUUUGAAAAAUAAUCUUUUAAAAAUGUAUUUACUUAAAAUAGAAAAGAAGAAACCAUUAUAGCAAGACUUAAAGCAAAUGAGUAGACAUUUUCCACAUUUUACAUAGCAAAAUCUUGAACAAACUGAGUUCCUGUAUUCCUAAUCAGUUCUGCAAACGGUAAUGAUCUAAGUUUCCUUCCAGCUCCAGUUAAAUGUAUACACUCUAUUCCUCUUAGCCCCACAGAACCUUCAUAAUUAAAGAACUCCAAAUAGGCAAAGACAAAAAGGUGGAAAUCAUCAAUUCUGGAGGGUUUGUAGAAAGACAGGCCUACAUUGUCAACCAUUGUUAUUAAAAAAUGAACUCCCUAUCAUUAUUUAUGACUGUUGCUUCCAGUUAGGCUAUAUGAUUAAUACCAUUAUUGCUUCUCUUCCUUAAAAUUUUAUUAUCUUUUAUUUUUAUGUCACUGUCAUUUCUAAAUAAAUCCUCCUCUACUACUAAUCAGUCAACAAUCAUAAAGUAAGUACUAUGUAUACUAGGUAUUGUGCUAAGUGCUGAGGAUACCAAACAUGGCAAAAGGCAAUUCGAUAUGCUUUCUUUAAAAGAAAGAGAGAAAAAAUGUUUUUUGUUUGUUUUUGUUUUCAAGGCAGUUCAGCAAAAUUACUAUCUCUUCUAUGGGACCAAGUUUGGUAAUUAUAAUUAGAGUAUUCAGGCCUUGUUUCUUCUUUCCAUUUAUUUUUUGUCAUUGUUCAGUCGUGUCCAAUUCUUCAUAAACCCCAUUGAGAGUGUUCUUGGUAAAGAUAUUGAAGUUGGUUGUCAUUCAUCCUCCAGCUCAUUUGACAGUCGAGAAAAUAGAUAAAUAGUGACUUGCCGAUGGUCACACAACUAAUAAGUAUCUGAUGCUGGAUUCAAACUCGGGAAGAUGAGUCCUCCUGACUUCCAACCUGGAAUUCUAUCUACUUCAUCAUUUAGCUUCCUGUCUUUCCAUUUAUAGUGUUAUAAUCAUUGUGUAUGUUAUUAUACAUAUUGUUAUGUUGUUUUGGGGAUGUAUGGGGUGCUCAGGGAGGGGCAGUAUCUCUGGUCUGGAGGGCUUGUCGUGCCCUUCUAGGGCAGCUCUCCAGCCUCUGACACCCACCUGACACCCAGCCCUCACUUGUGGCUCCCAGUAGCUGCUAGCAUGUGGCAGAGGCCACACCCCGGGCAAUGGCUUCCACAGGCCGGCUAACAUUGUGAGAGUAGCCAUCAGGUCUUAGACCCCUGGUGAACUAGGGCUUUGCUCACCCAGCAUGUGAAGAGUGCUUCGGCCAAACAGACAGAAGAAACCAAUAAGAAGGUUCAACUGCUGAGAGGGCAACGCAGCAAAGCACUGUGGAGUGCUUAGGGCGUGAUGGAGCACAAAAGACAACCCGGCCAUCCAAUGCAGCUGAGGAAGUCUCCAGGUGUAAUGACUUUUCGUGCCAAUGGACCCAGGCUUCCAACGCCGAGAGAGUGGGACUGUCUCUGUGCAUCCAAUGACUUUUCCACUUAAAUCUCCUUCACACACAAGUGUCUUUGUGCACACUCAUCUAUCAUAGAUGAAAAUGCACAAAGACAAUCAUCAUCCUCAGUUACCAAGAGACUACUACUACUACUAUAUGUUGUUUUAAAACUUUCCUUCCUUUUCUUUUUCAUUUGGGGCUGAAUUUCAUAAGUGUGGGGAAUCCCUGACUUGGAAAUUUCCCCCUCUGAUGCAAAUCAAACAAAUUGCCUAAAUCACCAAAUUCCCAUCUUAGUUGUGUGAGAUGGUUAAGUGACUUGCCCUUGAUAGUAUAUGUCAGGCUAUAAAUGGAAUUCAGAUCUUAUGUGACUCAAAAUGUGGCUUUGAUUCCUCUGCCAUGUUGCUUCUUCUAGGACUUCAUAGCAUAUUUAAGAAAAUAGGAAUGUCAGAAGAAGGAAUUGUUUAAGUGUUUUUGAGAAUACUUGGCAAUCUCCUUGAAGGUUAUCAGAGUAGAGCCUUACAGCUCAUCCAUCAAGAUUUAUAGAAUGUUAGCAUUGGGAGUAAUCUUAGAAAUUAUCUAAUUCAGUCUUUUUCAUUCUGCAGUGAAGGAACUUGAAGUCCCACAAAAAUUAUUUUUGCUAACUGCUAGGAAAUGGUGCUGACUUCAAACCCCAGGCCCUUUCCCCUAUACCCCAUUUGCUUAAAUGUUUCUUUUAGCAAAGACAUUAGUUCUCAUGGACCUAUUAUGAAAGGGGAAGCAGUCUUUUCUGUCUGAGAAACAUUCAGAACGUACAAGAAACAUCUAAUGAAUUAUAUUCCCAGCCUCUGCAUUAUUGCAGUUUCAUGGAAAGAAGCACCCAUCCCCAUAGUUAGCUGUGUUCUCUUUGGCUUUGAUCAUUACUCCCACUUCCAGCAUGUAGCUCUUCCAGGGAAAUGUUCUCUGAAGAGUCACAAGGUCAUGAAGACUCAACAGUUCAAUUCACCAAACAGUUAUGUGUAAGACACUGAAUGCUCAAGUGUUGGAAUUACAAAGACAAACAGCAAACAGUCUCUGCCCAAAAGAGCUGAUGUUCCUCUGGGGUAUGUGAGAGGGCUUGGUGUAUACAAUUAAAUGUAAAAUGUUUCUAGUUAUAUAAUGAUAUCAUAUUGGAAAGACCCCUCUCUGGAGUAGUGAGAAUACAUACAAUGAUCCUUCUUCACAAAAGAAGGAACAGAUAACCAAAAGGAUAAAUGACUUGCCAGUAAUCACAUAGUCAGGAAGUGCUCAAGCCAAAGGUCAGAUUCGGGUCUCAUGACUCCUAAAUACAGAGCUCCUUUUCACUGUCCUCCUCUGCUUCUGAGAAGUAACAGGUGCAUCUGGAGGCACCAAACUUCAUGGAGAUUAUUCAUAUCUGUACAAUGAGAUUGCUGCCCAAAUUAUUCCCACAUGCCAAUAGCCAAACCCUGUUUUUCAUGAGUCUCCUGGGAAGAGAAAAGGAGAAGCUGUGAAUUGGACAGGACCAUUUGUUACCAUUUGUCAGCACAGUAGGAGGCUUCCUGUGAUGCUGAAAUGAUGGGCAUGACACAUUUGAAGAUUAAUGCAGUGUGUCUGGCCUGCUUUGGAGUGUGUUGGUUGCUGCAUGCCAAAUGCAUGGCAGAUGCUUUUCCAACUUUUUGCCUGGCCUACCUCUCCACCAUCUGCCCCUGAAUUCAGACUGGUUUACAGGACCCUGAGGCUGGAAACUCAUUAUCUGUCCUGGAUCUCUGCAGCUGCAGAGCAGUGCAAUGCAGAAUAUAACACAUUGUAAGAGGGAACAUCCCCAUUCAGUUUGAACCAGUUUAAUUUAAAAUAUCCUUCUUGGGCAUAAGUUAUGAACUACAUUUGGCCUGGCCUAGGGCUACAGUGUUUUUAAACCGCCUGAGAAUGAGGCAGUUUAGGGGCUCUCUUUAGAGCCAUUGAUUUAUAUAAUUCUCUACAGAGACACCGUUACAGAGAACACCAUAGAAGUCAAAUGACAUGAUUUCAAGUCACAGCUCUUUUGUGAACUAGUUGUAUAUGACCUUGAUUAAAUAAUUUAAUUUCUUCCAUCCAUACUUUCCUUAACUGUAAAAUAAGAAAGUUGGGCUAAAUGAUUUUUAAGGACCCUUCCAGCUCUAACAAUGUAAUACAACUUUGAUGGAAUAUAAAGAAUAUUAUAUUUGUCAUAAGAGGAUCUGGAUUCAAACCCUGGCUUUGUUUAAUACCCCU
This is a messenger RNA of Monodelphis domestica (gray short-tailed opossum), 8454 nucleotides long. NCBI's taxonomy places the organism in Eukaryota, Metazoa, Chordata, Mammalia, Didelphimorphia, Didelphidae. The record is from RefSeq and is a predicted model, not a curated record.